This is a messenger RNA of Cyclospora cayetanensis, 2229 nucleotides long. Its product is annotated as serine O-succinyltransferase. Gene Ontology annotation, biological process: L-homoserine metabolic process. Lineage: Eukaryota; Apicomplexa; Conoidasida; Eucoccidiorida; Eimeriidae. The coding region runs from base 1 to 2229 and encodes 742 amino acids. The record is from RefSeq and is a predicted model, not a curated record. The transcript has 7 exons. Gene Ontology annotation, molecular function: homoserine O-acetyltransferase activity; L-serine O-acetyltransferase activity.
AUGCUGGCAACUGCACAAAGGGAGGCCUCUUCCCUUUUUUUGCCAAGGAACCUGUCAAGGGUUCUCAGGAGUAUUCCAAUGGCGCGGGAUAUGCGACGAGCAGCGGCCGUGGCAACACCCAGCAUAUGCACUCCGCGGGGCCCUCUGCGAGUGCUGCAUUAUCACACUGGCACCCACGUUCACCACCGCCACAACAACAAGAACAACUGCAGCAACAGCGACUCUACUGCGCCGGGUACUUCCUCAUGUUGGGGCUGCAGCUGUCCGGUGGUCUUGGUGCAGCGCCCACACCAAGUGGCUAAGCAGGAGCAGCAGGAGCAGCAGGAGCAGCAGGAGCCUCAUCACCCUCAUCAACAACAGCACCAAAAAAGAACUGAGGGCCCUGAGCCUGUGUAUAGCUUUGCCAAGGGUGGAUACUGGCAGCUACAAUGCCGAAGACGGAUGCGCUUUCCUUUUGGAGGCGAGUUGCAGAGGCUGGACAUAGCAUUUGAGGUGUACGGGCACCUCAAUGAAAAAAGGGACAAUGCUAUACUACUCGGCUGCGGUGUAUCCGCCUCGUCACACGCCAAGAGCCACCCUCACAACAGGGAAACAGGCUGGUGGGAGGGAUUCAUAGGCCCUGGGAAGGCGCUUGAUACGAAUCGCUUCUUCAUCAUCUGCAUCGCCAACUUGGGCGGUUGCAGUGGCACUUCGGGGCCCUCCAGCUUCAUCCCACAGCAGCAGCAAAAGAAGCCGCCCGAACCGGCAGCAGACAAUGAAAUUCGUUACGGGCUCAACUUCCCUUGGUUCACCGUGCAGGAUAUGGCGCGCGUGCAGCUAAGAGUCAUUGACCGACUGCAGAUAGGACGUCUUCACGCUGCAGUGGGCAGUAGCUUAGGGGCCCUGCAGGUGCUCUGUCUAGGGGCCCUUUUCCCUUCGAGGGUUGGACGCUUGGCUGUCAUCAGUGGGGCUCUCUACUGCCGGCCCAUGGCCAUCGCUUUUCGCUACAUACAGAGACAAAUACUUAUGGCAGACCCCGCAUUCGCAUGUGGCAAUUAUUACGGCAAGAAGUAUCCCUCUGUCGGCAUGAGACUUGCCAGGCAGGUGGCAACAAUUACAUACAGAAGCGGUCCCGAGUGGAUGCUUCGCUUUGGGCGGCUACGGGUUCCAGGGGCCCACCAGACUUCUUCUAAAGGGGAGGUCCUCGGCGAGGAGAAACAAGGUGUAGGUAGCCCCUUGGGGCUGGGGAGUUUGUGGCCCCUGUUGGGAGACGAUGAAAAGCACCUGAAGGCGGGCAUCCCUCCGCCCUUGCAUGCGCAGGAACCAGACCAGCAACAGCAGUUGCAGCAGCAGCAGCAGGAUGCAGAGCAGCACCACCACCAAAGCAUGCCAAGCCUUGGGGCUGAUUUCGCUAUUGAAGCCUACGUUGAGCAACAAGGAAGAAAGUGGAGGGCCUACGAUCCAAACUCACUCCUCUACCUCUCCAAGGCCAUGGAUCUCUUUUCUCUUGCGCGGCGGGACCCGCACACCGGCACUUCCUCGUUGGUCUACGGCGUCCGCAACCUACAGAUGCCCGUGUUGGUGAUGGGCGUUCAUAGCGAUCUCCUGUUCCCUCUGGAGCAGCAGAUUGAAAUAAAGGACACAUUGCGGAAAGCUGGAAACAAAAUGGUCUCUUUCUACUCCCUAGACAGCAUCUAUGGCCACGACACGUUCUUAAUCGAUGUCACCAAUGUUGGUGCUGGAGUUAAAGGACACUUAGAACAGGAGUUCGAUACAAACCAUUCAGCGCAGUACCUUGGUCAAUCUAAAAUAGAGUACCAGGCAAAAUCGAAUUCCUCCUUCAUGCAUAAACCGCCUAUUUUUCCGGCGGCACCAGGGGGACCCCGGGGGCUUCUCGCCAGAAACACACAGGCCCACUCAUUGAGAGACCAAAAAGUGACUACUGAGCCUCAGAGGCUCCAGAAAUCGCAUCUGUGCAUGGGUUCCAUGAAGCCGGAGCAGGGCAUGGCCUUGCUUCCAAUGGCGCCCACGGGCAAGAAGCCUGAGCAGGACACAUUUAGGGGCCCAGUAGAUUUUGUAUCUGCUAAUAGGGAAGCCGUGAGCAUGCUCGAAUGUAAAAAGCCGAAGCAGAAAACGCCCAAAGGGCAAUUUUCGAGGCACAAGAACUUCGGCGUGAUACCAAGAUACGUCAAAGUACGUUCAGCGUUUGAGGUUUCGUACAGGAUCACGGGACAGUUUUGUCGAUCAUGA